Molecule: messenger RNA, 870 nt
Organism: Aureobasidium vineae
Lineage: Eukaryota; Fungi; Ascomycota; Dothideomycetes; Dothideales; Saccotheciaceae
Source: the annotation of a GenBank genome assembly
AUGGCCAUCGAACAUAUAUCUACUGGAGUGGCUGUGCGACUGGCUGCCAGAAAGGGCACUUUGACCGGCGUCACAUCGUCUAGCCUCGCUCCUUCCUUUCUUCAAGCCAACCUCAUUGUUCUACCUUCGCGUUAUGCUGCUGAUUUCCGCCUCAUCUGUGCCCGAAAUCCUGUCCCUUGUCCUCUCCUGGCCGAAUCUUCACAAAUUGGCUCCUACGAUAGCCUGGAGUCUCACCUCGCCGGCUUGACAGGGCAACAGAUUGCAUCUGACAUCGACAUUCGCCAUGAUGCUCCCCGAUACAUGGUCUACCGAGACGGAGUCCUAUCUGCCUCUCACGUCGAGAAUAUCGCUGCUGAAUGGAGUGAGGACCACGUUGCUUUCUUGAUUGGCUGCUCGUAUAGUUUCGAGACUGCUUUGAUCAAAGCUGGUUUUCCUCCUCGUCAUACUUUUAUGCAGAGGAAUGUUCCAAUGUAUCGAACGAACAUCCCACUCUGUCCUGCUGGGGUCUUCACAGGAGCGACUUAUGUCGUAUCGAUGCGUCCAUACAGGCGAUCAGGCAUUGAACAAGUGAGAGACAUCACACGGCGGUUUGUAGCGACACAUGGAGAGCCCAUAGCUUGGGGUUGGAAUGGCAUGAAAGAUUUGGGCAUCUCAGAUAUCAACAAGCCUGAUUGGGGUGACGCACCAUUGGAGCUGGAUGGUCAGCCACUGGAUCGAAGCAACGACGAUAUUGUUCCUGUAUUUUGGGGGUGUGGUGUCACNCCCCAGGAAGCUGUGAUGAGAGCUGGGCUCAAAGGGACUGUGCUGGGACACGCCCCUGGACACAUGAUUCUGCUCGAUGUGAAGGAUGAAGAUGUAUUUAGCAUUUGA